Molecule: messenger RNA, 1086 nt
Organism: Aspergillus calidoustus
Lineage: Eukaryota; Fungi; Ascomycota; Eurotiomycetes; Eurotiales; Aspergillaceae
Source: the annotation of a GenBank genome assembly
AUGUCUACAGUCACAUUAACAGCCCGCUGCCACUGCUCCUCAACCCACUUCACCGUCACCCUCCCAAAGUCGUCCCUCCCACUCCCCGCGCAUCUGUGCCACUGCACCCUCUGCCGCACAACCUACGGCACACCGGCUACGUUCCAUGCGGCGCUCCCUGAGGGCAUCAAGCCAUCCUUCAUCGCGCCCUCGAGCUGGGAUAACCUUACAAGCUACCUCCCUCGCGGAAGCAAGGAGCCGCUGUAUUUUUGUUCCACUUGUGGAUGCCAUGUUGCGGCCUUGAAUCCGAGCGGGAUUUGGGGCAUCGUUGUUUCGAUUUUUGAGGACGGAAAUCGCAUUCCAACCGAUGAUGGCCAGGGGGAGGGGAAGAUCUGGGUGAUUGAUGAGCACAUCUACACCGAAAAGGUAUCGACGGGUGACGGCGGGAUAGCGGAGCUCGUUCCGAGGAUCGGUGGGGCGGAGCUGAAGAUUUGGAAUCCGGAGGAGCCUGGAGAGUUUUCUAUUCCUGAGAAUCCUCACGCUGAUGCGGGAGACACACUCCUCGCGCAGUGCAACUGCGGCGGCGUCUCCUUUGCCAUCUCGCGGCCCCGGGAGGAGUUUAUCAAUUCGCCUAAAAGCGCCGGCUGGAUCCAUCCCAGUGACGAAACAAAAUGGCUCGCGCUCCUCGACGUCUGCACCGACUGUCGCCUCGUCACAGGGUCGCACGUGAGUUCCUGGAUGUUCGUUCCUAUGGACCACAUCACCCCUGCACUCCCAUCAAACCUGCUCCUCGGAACAAUGAAACGCUACGAAUCGAGUCCUGGCGUGACGCGUACAUUCUGCGGAACCUGCGGCGCGACAGUAUUUUUCCACAUGGAGAAGAGAGGAGGGAUAAUCGAUGUUGCCACGGGGAUCCUGCGCGCGCCUGAGGGGGUCAUGUUGAGGGAUUGGGCGGUUUGGAGGACGGCCAAGUUGGGAUUUCCCAACGAUGGGUUGGAGUAUGAUAAGGAGUUCACCGAGGGUUUAGAGACAGGCAUGAAGGAGUGGGCGAGGAGGGUUCAUGGGGGAGUCGUGGAUUUUGGGGGGAGUGGGCCGGAGGCGGAUUAA